Molecule: messenger RNA, 3015 nt
Organism: Naegleria gruberi
Lineage: Eukaryota; Heterolobosea; Eutetramitea; Acrasida; Naegleriidae
Exons: 1
Coding region: 1-3003 (1000 amino acids)
Molecular function (GO): protein binding; metal ion binding
Source: RefSeq, a predicted model, not a curated record
AUGUCAAACAACCAUAACACUUGCCAGCAGUGCCAUCUACAGUCUGAUGCUAUUGCUAAUAAUAUCAAUCAUGAUUCUAUUGUUCCAAAGAAUGAGAAACAAUUAUUAUCAUCAUCAACGAGUACAACUUGUUCCAAUCAUUUAAAUCAAUUAUCCUCCUCAGAAGAAGAAGAGGUGCUAGCAUCAUCUUUGUCAUCUUGUAAAGGCUUGUCAAUGAAGGCUUUUUCGUCAUCCAUCACUAAUACUGGUGAUGAUGAUAGAACUGGUGAGGUUAUAGGUAAUGGUAGUACUACUGUUACUGCUGUUUCUGUUGCUGCUAAUAAUGGUGGUGGUGGAGAAGAUACAAGUCCAUUGAUGAGAACAUUUUCUAACAUGUCAUCACUGAGGCCAUCAUCAACAAGUAAUAAUUUUAAACAACAAUUAAUUCGUUCAUCACCAUCAUCGAAUAAUAAUUCGAAUAAUUCAACUAAUUUGAAUAAUCAUUCAUCUUCAACAAUAUCUAAAAAUCAAGAAAAUAGUUUAUUUGAUUUACUUGAUGAUAUUCCAUCUAUUACAACAACUCAAGGUGUUUCUAAUAAUAUUUCGAAUAACAUUUCUAAUGAAGUGGUGGGUAGUGAAUUGUCAUCUUUGGAUAGAACAACAUCUGUUCCUUCAUCUAUAAUGAUUCAAUUACUAUCUAUAAGUGAUUCAGUUACUUCAACUCCACAAUCACCAAGUAUUGAUCCAAACACUGGUUUACAAAGACGAAAGAGAAAGAAAUAUUUUAAAACAACAGAAGAUUAUAUGAAUUUAGAGAAAACAAUUUAUAGAGAAUGUUCCGAUAACAAAUUCAUAAUUUCCCAUAAAAAACGAUCAAACAGGUUAUCAGAAACCACAUUUGAACAUUCUGAAAAAUCCACCAAUAUUGAUGUUGAUAAUUCCAACAACUCUCAAUCAUCAACUUUAUCUAAAACAACAAUAACAAAUUCAAAUUCAAAUGUAACAGUAUCAGAAAAUGAAGAAGAGGAAGAGGAUGAAGCCACUAAAUUAGAAAGACAAAAAGGAAUUAGAACUGAUUUUAUUGAUAUUACAGAAGAAUUGAAUUAUUAUAUUAAACAUAAUUUCAUACAAGAACUUAGAAAUAGAUUGGAACAAGAUAGGAAGGAAAGAGAAGAAUCUGGCAAAGUGUUCAAUAUCAGUUCAAAUUAUAUUGAUAAGGAUGCAACGAAUACGACACUUUUACAUAAGGCAGCCUCUUUGAAUCGUUUCAAAAUUAUUAGUAUUCUCAUUGAUGAAUAUAGAGCUUUGGUAGAGAAGAAGGAUGGUGGUGGUUCAACUCCACUCUUUUAUGCUGUUGCCAAUAAUUGUAUUCGUGCUUGUGUUUAUUUAUUGAUGCGUGGUGCUAAAGUGAAUGUGAAAGAUAAUUUUGAAAAUACACCACUGAGUGUGGCAUUGAGAAAGGGAUAUUUAGAUAUUGCUAAAACUUUAAUCAUGUUUGGUGCUGAUGUUAAUUUUAAAACACAGAAAGGUCAAACAUGUCUUCAUACUUGUUGUGAGGAGGGUGAUUUGAGUAAGGUUGAAUUUCUAUUGGAAAAGGGUGCAAGUAUUUUGAGAAUGAAUCGUGAAGAUCAACAUUGUUUAUAUUCUGCUGCUCCACAUCCACAUUUAAUUGAUUAUUUGUGUAGAUAUUUACUUUCCAUAGAAGAAGAAUCUGUAUUUAAUAUAACAAGUAAUUCGAGUCCAUCACCAACCAAUUCAACACCAAAUCAUCAAACUCAACAACAACACUUGACAAAUUCAAAAUACCUAGAAAUUGAAGAGCAAAAUAAGCAUGACAAGUUAUUUGUUGAUCAAUUCGAUAGUGCAACUUCAUCAUCAUCAAGUUUGAGUGGUAGUGGUAAUUUAGCACCUAAGGAUGCAUUUGGAAAGCCAACACUUUCUAAAAUAGUGAAUCGUCUCUCUGGUGCAGGAAAUACCAUUAUUCAUCAUUGUGCUAAUUUUGGAUAUAUUAAUUCAUUGAAAUUGUUAAUUAACUACAUGUCAGGAACAGAUUCAAUAGUUGAAUGUUUAAAUGAGAAGGAUAAAAAGAAUGGUGAUAGUCCACUUCAUUUGGCAACAAGGAAAGGACAUCAGGAUAUAAUUCUUCUACUUGCAAGAGCAAGAGAAGUUGAUGUUGAUGCACAAAAUGAUGCAGGUGAUACUGCUCUUCACAUUGCAGUCAAUCAACAAAAUCAAGAAAUUGUUACCAUUCUAGUAGCAGCCAAUUGUAGUGUUGGAAUUAAAAAUAAUCAAAAAGUAACAGCCAAACAAUUAGCAAAGAAGCUAGGAAUUUCUCUCAAAGUGGAAGAAGAUAAAACCUUAAAGAGUUUGAAAUCUCAAAGUCAAGGUUUAGGAUUUUUCCAAAAGAUGAAAUUUAAAUUCAAGAAGGACACGAGUCAACUUUCAUUAGAAGAAAAAGCCAAAAGACACACCAGUGCAUUCCCAUCCUAUUCAACUUCCAAACAAACCAAUACAAGAGCAUCCAUUGUAAAGACAACUGAUGGUAAACGUUACAGUAGAAGCUCAUCCUCAACGAACAAAUUAACAUCACAGGAGGAGAUUGAUGAAAUGAUUAAGAAUCAACCAUUCAUUAAAUGGAAUGCCAAGAUGGAUUUUGACCCAGAAAUGAAUGAAUAUCACAAAGAAUUAUUCUAUCAAGUUAACAAAUUAUACUAUAUUUGGGUAGCUGAUCAACAUUCAAUUCAGAUACAAAUUUUAUUGAGUGAUUUCUUGGAAAAGACAAGAAAAUUCUUCUCAAAACAAGAACAAUACAUGCAAGAGAAUAAUAUUCCAGGAGCAGCCGGUCACAAACAAGAUCACGAUUUAUUCAUUUCAAAAUUGGAAGGAAAUUUAAUGAAAUUGAACACUUUGGAUUUUACUAUGAACGAAGAUUUAUUUGCAGAAAUUUCUACCAUGUUAAUUAAUCACUUAUUUAAACAUGACAUGCCAUUAUCAGUGAUAAUGAAAAAGAAGGCAAAUAAAUAAUAAUAUAUUCAC